UCACGAAGCUCUGAAACUAAUAUUUGAAAUUUGGCUCUUCAUUUCUAUCGAAUCGAACCAUGGGAGGAUCCCACAGUCGCGAAGGUCUCGACCUUUCUGAUUCAUCAGAUGACGAAGUAGAAGAAGAAGAGGAGGAGCAAUACGACGACGUUUCCGACCACCCUACUUCUUCUUCAGGUACUGACCGCAAAACCCUAACCCCGACCUCUAUCUCAGCUUCUCUUGAUGAGGUUGAUGCGAAGCUCAAGGCUCUCAAGCUCAAGUACCCUUCUCAGAGCCCUGAUUUGCCCAAUGCUGUCAAGCUCUACCUUCACAUCGGUGGCAACACCCCCAAAGCGAAAUGGAUUGUUUCCGAGAAAAUUGCCUUCUAUUCCCUCGUGAAGACGUGUAAAAUGGACGGUGGUGAUGAGGAUGAGGAUGACGGUGAGGUUGGUGGUGGCAGUGGGAGUGAGUUGUUCUGGGUGUUGAAGGUGGCGAAGAUUCGAGCUAGGGUUUCCACGGAGAUGCAAAUUAAGAUGUUUGGGGAGCAGAGGAGGGUUGAUUUUGUGUGCAAAGGCGUGUGGGCGAUGAAGUUUUUCAGGGAUGGUGACUAUCGGAGUUUUGUGACUCGGUUUCAGGAUUGCUUGUUUGAGAAUGUGUAUGGGGUGAAGGCGACGGAGGAGAAUAAAGUAAAGGUUUAUGGAAAAGACUUUAUCGGGUGGUUGAAGCCGGAGGUGGCUGACGAUUCCAUGUGGGAGGAUGCCGAGGAGGGGCUGGAAAAGCCUCAGGCGAGAUCGACCCAUGAUUUGAUGGAGGAGUUUGAGGAGGCAGCCACAAAUGGAGGAAUCCAGAGCUUGGCGUUGGGGGCAUUGGAUAAUAGUUUCUUGGUGGGUGAUUCAGGUGUUCAGGUUGUUAAGAAUUUUAGCCAUGGGAUUCAUGGAAAGGGGGUUCAUGUCAAAUUUGAUAGUGGGGGGUAUAAGGGAGGUGAAACCCCAAAGAAGGGGCUUUUGAUGAAGGCAGAGACAAACAUGCUUCUUAUGAGCCCAUUGAAGGAUGGGAAGCCUCAUGCAACAGGGCUUCACCAGCUUGAUAUUGAGACGGGGAAGAUUGUGACCGAAUGGAAGUUUGAGAAGGAUGGGACAGAUAUUACCAUGAGGGAUGUUACAAAUGAUGCUAAGGGUUCACAAUUGGAUCCUUCGCAAUCGACCUUUUUGGGAUUGGAUGAUAAUAGAUUGUGCCAAUGGGAUAUGCGGGAGAAGAGAGGGAUGGUGCAGAAUAUCGCCACUGCUAGUUCACCUGUAUUGCAUUGGACACAAGGGCAUCAAUUCUCUAGAGGGACAAAUUUUCAGUGCUUUGCUACUACUGGAGAUGGUUCAAUUGUUGUUGGGUCACUGGAUGGGAAGAUAAGGUUGUAUUCGAGGACCUCUAUGAGACAGGCUAAGACUGCAUUCCCGGGGCUUGGCUCACCUAUUACUCAUGUUGAUGUUACAUAUGAUGGGAAAUGGAUAUUGGGUACAGCAGACACUUUUUUGAUCCUGAUCUGCACUUCGUUCACUGACAAGGAUGGGAAGAUAAAGACUGGAUUCAGUGGUCGUAUGGGAAAUAAGAUCCCAGCUCCCAGACUGUUGAAGCUGACUCCUGUUGAUUCACAUAUGGCUGGGGUGGAUAAUAAAUUUCACGGUGGCCAAUUUUCAUGGGUGACUGAGAAUGGGAAACAAGAGCGGCAUCUAGUUGCAACAGUGGGCAAGUUCAGCGUGAUAUGGAACUUCCAGCAGGUGAAAAACAGUAGUCAUGAGUGCUACCAGAAUCAGCAAGGGCUCAAGAGCUGUUAUUGUUACAAGAUUGUGUUGAAGGAUGAAUCCAUUGUCGAGAGUCGAUUCAUGCACGACAAGUUUGCAGUUAGUGACUCACCAGAAGCUCCACUGGUGGUGGACCCAUUGAAAGUCAGCUCUUUCAGCAUUUCUAAUAAGCGGUGACAUCUCUAAACUGUCUUUCUUUAGGUGGUGUUGCCGUCUUGAAGGGAGUAUGAAGAAUGGAUCCUACUGCCAUGGGGUCCUUUCUUUAUUUGUAUUUGAUUUUCUUUUUCUUUUUUUUUUCUUUUUUUUGGGUGGGGGGGUUGGUUUGAAAUUGGCUUCUGCUUGUAUCUACUUUGGACACGGAGAACAUGUUUUUCAUGGUGUAAAGGUUUCCCUUCUAUGAUAAGUUUGCGUAGCUGCAAAAAGUGUCACA
This is a messenger RNA of Vitis riparia (riverbank grape), 2208 nucleotides long. RefSeq names its product protein CYPRO4-like. Gene Ontology annotation, cellular component: nucleus; cytoplasm. The record is from RefSeq and is a predicted model, not a curated record. Lineage: Eukaryota; Viridiplantae; Streptophyta; Magnoliopsida; Vitales; Vitaceae. Gene Ontology annotation, molecular function: protein binding.